GCGCUUCUAUUAAGGUCUAUCUUCGUUGCUACUGCUUGAGACUUUCUCAGUUGGAAAUAUCUUUGUAUACCUUAUUUCAAUUCAGUAAUAAAGUUUAUUAAUACUUUUUAUUAACAUUUACUGGUUCACAAAUUACGUAUAACUAAAUCGUCAAAUAAAAAUAGUAGUAUUCAUGAUUGUAAUCAUAAAAAGUUAUGUUUAAGUCGGAAUUAGAUGCACGUGCCAAUCUCAUCAGCGCUGCUAGGAAAUUAGCAGACAGUGAAAUUCAGUUGAUAAAAGCAAUUGAUAAUUCUAGGCAUGGUAAUUCAGAUAAAGAAUUGAAAACCAUGUCAGUAAAGGCUAAAAACUCUAGCAACUUUAUCAACAAAAAAUCAGCAAGGAUAGCUAAUGCAAAACCCUCUGCAGCUAUUCUUGCUGCAAAAAGAGAAGCUGCACAGCGAAAGAAGGCCUUGGAAAAGAAGAGUAGUAAUACAGUUAUUCGAGACAUUUACCAGAAAGCCAUUGAUGCAAAAGAGAUGAUUCGAAAAGACACUGGACUUGUAUAUGAUGAGUCUAUGGCAGAGCAUAGAUGUUUAUGGGAUGAGAAUUACCCAGAAUGUCCAGAAAGAUUUACUAGAGUUUUCCAAAGGUGCAAAGAGUUAGGAUUAGUUGAACGCUGUAAAUAUAUUACUCCACGAUCUGCUGAGUAUAGUGAACUACUUUUAAAACAUACACCUGCCCACAUAGAGAUACUGAAAUCAACUGAAGGUUGUAACAAUGAAAAGAAAUUGGAAGACCUGUCUUCAAAAUAUGAUGCUAUUUACUUCCAUCCAUCUACAUAUCAACUGUCACUACUUGCAACAGGAUCAACAAUAAAUUUAGUUGAAAAUAUUUGUAAAGAAAAUAUUCAAAAUGGAAUGGCUAUAAUAAGACCCCCAGGUCAUCAUGCCAUGAAAGCAGAAUACUGUGGAUACUGUUUUUUCAACAAUGUAGCUAUAUCUGCCGAAGUAGCCUUAAAAAAUAAUUUAGCAAAAAGAAUUCUUAUAGUAGAUUGGGAUGUUCACCAUGGACAAGCAACUCAACAAAUGUUUUAUAAUGAUCCAAGAGUGGUUUAUUUUUCUAUACAUCGUUAUGAAAAUGGAGAAUUUUGGCCUAAUUUGAGAGAAUCAAAUUAUCAUUAUAUUGGAGAUGGGCCUGGGGAAGGCUAUAAUUUUAAUAUCCCUCUUAAUGAAACAGGCAUGACAAAUUCUGAUUAUAUUGCAAUAUUUCAACAAGUUUUGCUUCCAAUGGCCUAUGAAUUUCAACCGGAUCUCAUCAUAGUCUCAGCUGGUUAUGAUGCAGCUCUUGGUUGUCCAGAGGGUUUAAUGAAUAUUACCCCUGCCUGUUACACUCAUUUACUGUCUUCACUCCUUGGUCUUGCAGCUGGUAAAGUAGCUGUAGUUUUAGAGGGUGGAUACUGUUUAAAAUCAUUGGCGGAAAGUGCCGCACUCACUCUUAGAACGCUUUUAGGAGAUCCAUGUCCUAUGAUAGAAGAUUUAGUACCACCUUGUAAAAGCAUUCAAGAAACUAUAUUAAAUGUGAUAUAUGCACAUAGAUUACAUUGGAAAUGUUAUCAGCAUCAAGAUUCUUACAGUGUUAACAGCACUAGCAGUUCUGAUAAAAAACAAGAUCAGCAUUUACCAAUAGUUUUAUUCAAUGGUCCAGAUGAGUUGCCAACUAUUUUUGAAACUCGAAAUUGCUAUCCUGUACAAAGCCAGGACGAAUUGCAUGAAAUAAACAAAAAAUUGGAGCAUCUUCAACAAAUUACGAAUCUUAAAAAAGCUCCGAAUCGAGUAUGCAUCGUUUACGAUGAUAGAAUGUUAAAACAUUACAAUGUGGUGGAUGAAUCUCAUCCCGAAAAACCAGGCAGAAUCACCAGCAUUUUUUCAAAACACAAAGAUUAUAAUUUGCUUGAACGUUGUAUUUUACUGCAGGGAAGAGCAGCAAGUGAGGAAGAAAUUUUAUUGGCGCAUACACAAGACUAUCUUGAUAAUAUUAAAAAGACAGCAGAAACGAAAUUAAAAGACUUAGCCAAACAGGCAUCAAGUUUAAAUUCUGUAUAUUUACAUCCUGAAACUUGGACAAGUGCUGCAAUAUCAGCUGGUUCGUUACUACAAGUAGUAGAUAGUAUUUUGAAUGGAGAAAGUCAAAGUGGAGUGGCUAUUGUCAGGCCUCCUGGUCAUCAUGCUGAGGAGGACGCAGCAUGUGGUUUUUGCAUUUUUAAUAAUGUGGCUAUUGCAGCUAAAUACGCCGUCUCAUGCCACAAUUUGAAGAGAGUGUUAAUUGUUGAUUGGGAUAUCCAUCAUGGAAAUGGAACACAGUCUAUUUUAGAAAACGAUUCGUCGAUUUUAUAUAUUUCUUUACAUCGUUAUGACAAUGGCAGUUUCUUCCCUCAUUCCAAAGCAGCUAACUACAAUGUAGUAGGUACUGGUAAGGGAGAAGGAUUCAAUGUAAAUAUUCCUUGGAAUAAGAGGGGAAUGGGUGAUGCUGAAUACAUCGCAGCCUUUCAACAGGUGGUAAUGCCGAUCGCUUAUCAAUACAAUCCUGAGUUAGUUCUAGUCUCAGCAGGCUUUGAUGCUUGCAUUGCUGAUCCUUUAGGCGGCUGCAAAGUCAGUCCCGAGAUGUACGGACACAUGACGCAUUGGCUUUCGUCUCUAGCAAAUGGGCGAAUAAUCCUUACCUUGGAAGGUGGCUAUAACGUGAAUUCAAUCAGCCACGCAAUGACAAUGUGCACUAAAGCAUUACUAGGUGAUCCUUUGGUGCCCUUGGAUGCGCAUCAGGUUGCCUGCCCGAGCGCGGUAGCUUCCAUCAACAACGUCCUCCAAACGCACAAACAGUAUUGGCCAAAUUUGGUUUUUCAAAAGGCAUUACCUCAAGAGAAUGUGCUUCCAAAAGCUCGAGUGCCACGAGCUAAGCCAACUGAACGUUUGAGCACGCGCGAGAAUUUUCCGAGUCUUCCACACAACGGCGAUCCUGAGCAAGAACCCGAGCGUAAUCAAUCGCAGCCAGAAGAUUCUACCGAGCAAAUUUUGCAACUUGAGAUUCAUCUGGAUAAUUUAUCGAUUAGAGAAUGCGUUAAUCCUGAUAAGAAGAAAGAGGAUUUUAGUAAUCCAGGAGGAAGCUCAACGGGUGGUAGUUCCGGCACAGAUCAGCCGGGAACUUCUUCGCAAGGAUCGACUAGUGAAACUCUGGCAGAUUAUCUACAAGACAAUCUUCAGGCACUGUUAGCCGAAGAAAUGUUCGCCGUGAUUCCACUUAGUGAUUGUCCACAUUUGGGCUCAGUCAAAGAAGUUCCAGCUUCCGGUAUUGACGUAAAUAGCCCUUGUGUGGAGUGUUCAAGUACUGUUGAAAAUUGGAUUUGUCUCGAAUGUUACACAGUACACUGCGCUCGUAAUAUCAAUCAACACGCAUUGCUACAUGAACAGUCCACUCAACAUCCACUAACUCUAAGUUUUAAUGAUGUAUCGGUUUGGUGUUAUGGUUGCGAGGCUUAUAUAGAUAAUCCACGUUUAUAUGCAGCGCGAAAUGCCGUCCAUAUCGGUAAAUUUCACACAGAAUUACCAUGGACUUAUUCAGACAAUGCUGGAAGCUCAAGUUAAAACGAACGCAAUAAUAAAAAAGACGUUGCUCCAAAGGUUUAAUGCGCAAAACUAAAAGUAUUAACAAAAAAAUAUGAAUAAAAUACGGUUGAACCGUUAUGUUUAUAUUUGGUAAUAAUACUUCUAUCAGAA
Molecule: messenger RNA, 3749 nt
Organism: Nasonia vitripennis (jewel wasp)
Lineage: Eukaryota; Metazoa; Arthropoda; Insecta; Hymenoptera; Pteromalidae
Gene: HDAC6
Product: histone deacetylase 6
Exons: 18
Coding region: 195-3617 (1140 amino acids)
Biological process (GO): chromatin organization
Cellular component (GO): histone deacetylase complex
Molecular function (GO): zinc ion binding; histone deacetylase activity
Source: RefSeq, a predicted model, not a curated record